Medioppia subpectinata is the source of this 1050-nucleotide messenger RNA. The record is from the annotation of a GenBank genome assembly. NCBI's taxonomy places the organism in Eukaryota, Metazoa, Arthropoda, Arachnida, Sarcoptiformes, Oppiidae.
AUGAUUUGGUUGUGGAGUCUAUUCAUUCGGGCGCAUAAAAAUGACCUCGAGUUCAGUGACCUUUACCGGUGCCCCAAAUCAGAUGAGACACAUCGGGUCCGACAUAAGCUGGAAAUCAAUUGGGAUAAACAAUUGAAAAGUAAAGGAAAAUCAUCGCUUUAUUGGGCACUAUUCGCAUCGUUCGCACCCGAAUUCAUAGUUCUGUGUAUACCCGAUGCAAUUAGGGAAGUGGGACUAAACUUGUUUCAAUCGUAUUGUAUAGUUUAUUUGGUGAGAUAUUUCAACAAUGACCCCAACACUAGCCAGUGGUGGGCACAGUGGGCAGCCGUGGGUAUUGUGCUGACGUCCAUUGUCAGCAUGUUAAUCGUACAUGUGAAUUUGGCCACGUGCAGCAAAGUUGGGCUCAGAAUCCGUGCCGCCUGUUGUGCCCUAAUCUACCGCAAGUUUAUGUACCUCUAUAUAAAGGCAAUGCGUUUAAGUCACUCAUCACUCGGACAGACAACCGUUGGCCAGAUAUUGAACAUUAUGUCUAACGAUGUCCACAGAUUUGAUGAGCUUGCAUUUAAUUCGCGAUCAUUGUUUGUGGCGCCACUGCAGGCAACUGUUGUGACAUACCUAUUGUGGCCAUACCUUCGGUGGGCAUGUUUAGCGGGAAUGGGAAUACUUGCGCUGUUUAUACCAUUUCAAGUACUAAUGAGUCGUAUGUUUCGAAGAGUACGCCAAAAGACGGCCGAAUUAACCGACAGUCGAAUCCGUUUAAUGCAUGAGAUUAUCGCCGGAAUGCGUGUCAUAAAGAUGUACGCCUGGGAACAGCCCUUCGCACUGUUGGUCGCAACCGCUCGCAAGUCUGAAGUGAAACAAAUACUCAUCAAACGUAUCCAGAAUUUUCUAUUACUCGAAGAGAUGAGUGGUUUGGAUGAGAGGGAAGGGAAAGACAACGAGGCGUUCAUUUCGGGGAAAAAUGAGAUAAUUCUCGGAGUAAUGGAAAACACUUCGAGUAAUGAAGAAAAAGGCGUUUUUAUGGACAAAAUGAGCGUUCGUUGGAAUAAU